This is a messenger RNA of Nematocida homosporus, 273 nucleotides long. RefSeq lists its product as uncharacterized. Bases 1 to 273 code for a protein of 90 amino acids. The record is from RefSeq and is a predicted model, not a curated record. NCBI's taxonomy places the organism in Eukaryota, Fungi, Microsporidia. The transcript has a single exon.
AUGUUUGAAACAUUCACCAUAAGAACAGAGCCCUUCUCCUCCCACCUACCUACUCAACUAAGCGUCCAUCCCCUCUUAAAACUACUCUCACUCGAUCCCACUCAAACACUCUAUGCCGAAGAGUUCGCUAUCUGGCUACUAGUCACACUUUUCCUAUGUUUUCUCUACUAUCUCUAUCUAAGACUUCAAAAGGAAAUCAAAAUAUUCCUAAAAGAUAAAAAAGGCUUAUCUCCCCAAAUUCAACCCCCUGCAAACCAUUCAAACUCGAAUUAA